Messenger RNA from Doryrhamphus excisus (bluestripe pipefish), 2690 nucleotides. Lineage: Eukaryota; Metazoa; Chordata; Actinopteri; Syngnathiformes; Syngnathidae. The record is from RefSeq and is a predicted model, not a curated record.
CAACACCCUACCUACAGGUAUGCUCUGUGGCUGGAUGACAUGCACCUGCAAACAACACUUGUCUUAUCCCAGAGAGCCAUCAUUGACUAGCAUAACACUGUCUGCAGCUAUUUUGCCAGGCCAUCCUGGGUCCUCUAAGAGUCAGAGCACGUCAGAGCAGAUGGACCGGGUGCCAAACCGUCCGGGCGUAGGCAGCAGCGACACCGCAAAUGAGACGACGUCACUGUUGUGUGAUAGGUCGAGCGUUGACGGGGAUGAUGAGAGCUCAGAAACUCAGGUGAACUGUACCGGCAACACCUUGCCGACCUACCAGCACAGGUGUGACGAGUUGAGGAAGUUGUUCAAAGAGGUGCCAGACUCGGAGAGACUCCUUGUUGACUACCCAUGUGCACUCCAUCGAGACAUCCUCCUUCAGGGACGUCUCUACCUCACAGACAACUGGCUCUGUUUCUACAGCGUGUUCCGAGCCACGAAGAUUGCCCUGUUCCUCAAGGACAUCGAACAAAUGACCAAGGAAAAAACCGCUCGGCUGUUUCCCAACGCAAUCGUAUUCUGCACGAAAACCGAGAGGCUCUUCCUGGCGUCCUUCUCAGCAAGAGAGAAGAGUUACCUGGUGGUUUUCCGUAUGUGGCAGAAUGCGCUGUUGGGCAAGACGCUGACCUCCCAAGAGUUUUGUCAGAUGGUCAAGCAGCAUUAUGGCAGCGAGGCACUGAGCCACGAGGAGAUGGAGAGCUUACAGUUGACUGCUGAAUUCAGCAUGCAGAGCAGCGUAGACGGUGGCGAUGACAGCUUGCCCAGGCCGGAGACGUCCACCCCCCAGGAGAAUGACGUAACGUCACCGAGUGGCUCAUUCACUCAGGAGGAUCCUCGCUCUUCUUCUCCUUUUCCGGAUCGGAACCCCAAUGGUGUGUCGGAGGAGAGUGUAUCGGAGAGUGUGGAUGAAGAGGAUCGUGUGGGCCUGUCACAAGAACAGGGUCGUCUUUACCUCAACAAAGUCUUCCACAUGAGCGCCGGCCGAAUGUUCGACUUGCUCUUCACAGACUCUCCCUUCAUUCGCAGGUUCAUGAAUGUGCGAAAGAUAACCGACCCCAGCUUCACAGCAUGGCAGGAAGACACCACGGGGAACUCCAAGAGGAGCCUAAACUACACAAUCACCAUCAGCAACCCUCUGAUUGGGAAGUUCUCCACGGCCACGGAGAAUCAGACGCUGUACAAAGAGUCGCAGGAUGGUCACUUUUACCUGGUGGACUCCGAGGUGUACACCCAUGACGUCCCCUACCACGACUACUUCUACACUCAGAAUCGAUACUACAUCAGAAGGCACUCCAAGCACAAGUGUCGCCUGAAGGUCUACACGGAUGUCAAGUACAAGAAGCAGCCGUGGGGCCUGAUUAAGUCCUUCAUCACCAAGAACUCCUGGAAUGGAAUUGAAGAUUAUUUCAGAGAACUUGAGGCUGAACUUCUGGAGGAGGAGGCCGAGAUCACACAGGGAAGCGUGGACUCCGGGCAGAUGGGCGGGCGGCUGCGGCGGAGGAGGCACACGUACGGCCGGAUCUCGCCGGAACACAUGAAGCCCAACAAGCAAGUGGCCAUCCAGCGCAGAGAUGGCCCAGCGCAGAUGAACAGCCCUCACAGAUGGAACAUCCCAACAAUCGUGGCUGGAAUGAGUGUGAUUUUGCUGAUUCUGACCGUGGUAAACGUGGGCUUGUUCUGCAAGUUGUGGGCAAUGGAGGACGUGGCCCACCGCAUGUACCUGACGACAAAACAUCGCCUGAGGGAGAGGAGCGAGGCCAGCGUGGUGCCUGAAUAUGGUUCAAGACCGGAUCCAGCCUACAUGACCAGAGAGGAGGCACAGCUGCUCAAAACCGUACUGCAGGACUCAAUCAGCCUUUUAGAACAGUUGCGCAGUUCUCUCGUGUUGCUGCAGCAGAACUUUGCGUUGGCCAAUCAAACGGCUGUGAUGCAGUGACGCCUCCGUGCCUGCAGGGUGAUGUAAAGCUGAGCUGCCUGUUGGGAAACUGCUGGUGCGUGGUGACGUUGGCACCGUGACACAUGCUAUGACGUUUAUUUUACUGUUUAUUCAGCCUACGGGAUGUUUUUAAUGCUGCGGACUAACUUCUUAUAAAUUAACAGCAAAGUAAUGCUAUGUGCCUGUGUGUGAGUUGCAAAUGUAUAUAUUUUUGUUUUAUUACCAGAAAGUCGAUCAUUAUUUAAAAUGUAUUUGUUUACAAGUUUGCACAUUUUAAUUUUUGCACAAGACCUUUAUGUCAAGCUCUGUUUUUAGAUCAAUUUUAAUUUCUUUAAAUGAAUUGCAUUAUCUGCAUUUCGCGUUGAAAAUACUGUGAUAUUAUUGUUCUGUUUUCCUUGUUUGGGCAGGUAUGUUAACAAAUCCCACAUAAAACCACAUUUAAUGUAUUGUAGUCUUUGUGCCUGCCACGCCUGAUGUUAGAGGUGCUCUAAAACCAUGAUUUCCACUUUCCUUAAUUAACUUGUUUGGACAUUUCCACCUUUUCUGCACACUUUUAACCACAUUUAACCUUUUGUCACAAAAUGGCACACAGGAGCCGUGGUACUACGCAAAUGUUAAAUUCAGGUUUGUCCACUUUCAUGUUUACAUUCUUGCCUUCCCUGUUCGCUUUUGGCCACAAUGCACUUUUUUUGUCAAUAAACAAUGAUUCUUAGUCUUGAUA